AUGGAUCUGCUAGAAUUUGUACUAACCACAACAUAUUUCACAUUCCGAGGCAACAUCUACCAGCAACGCUUUGGAACUGCUAUGGGGAGUCCAGUGUCGCCUAUUGUCGCCAAUCUGUUCAUGGAACAUCUAGAACAACACGCAAUAGCCACUGCCCCCAUAGAUUGCAAGCCAAGCCUAUGGAAACGAUAUGUCGAUGACAUUUUAGAAAUAAUCAAGAAGGGAUCACAGAGAGAUCUAACUAACCACAUAAACACUAUUGACACCACUAACAACAUCAAGUUUACAUAUGAGGAAGAAACCAAUUGCGGAAUGCCCUUCCUAGACACACUUAUAGCCAGAAGAGAAGACGGAACAGUGAAGUUAUUGGUCUACAGGAAAAAGACUCACACAGACCAAUACCUCAACUUUAAAUCCCACCACCCUUUACAUCAGAAGUUAGGGGUCGGACGCACGUUGCUCAAUCGAUGUGAGACAAUAGUCACAGAACAACAGGACAAAAUUCAAGAGCAGAGCCACAUCAUGAAAAAUUGUGGAUAUCCGGAAUGGGCCCUUAAACGGGCACAAAAACAGUGUCAAAAUAAAGGAAAAAACAGAAAAAGACCUAUGAAAGAUCAAAACAAAACAAAAAUCCAGGUGGUCAUCCCAUAUAUAAAGGGUAUAUCUGAAACCAUCCAAAGGAUAUACCGCAACCAUGGCAUAGCAACAGCCAUGAAGCCCCACAAGACGCUUCGAAAUAUCCUAGUCCACCCUAAGGAUAAGAUAACCAAAGAGAAUGUCGCAGAAUGCAUAUACAAGAUCGGGUGCAAAAACUGUGACGCGUCAUAUAUUGGAGAGACUGGAAGGCGAUUCGGGGUUCGCCUUGGGAAGCACCGGAAAGAUACCGAAAGACAAGAGGAAAAGAAGUUCACCCGAUCAGAGAGGAAGCAGUCGGAGUCCCAGAUAAACAAAUCGGCAAUCACUGACCAUGCCAUGCAGGAAAACCAUGUGAUUGCCUGGGAAAACUCAAAGGUGCUCGAUAGUGAGAACCAUCUUCUGAAGCGACAGAUCAAAGAAGCCAUCUGGAUACGCCGCAGCGGGGCAGUUCUGAACCGAGAUGAGGGGGCUCAUAGACUCUCGCACAUCUAUGACCAGGUAAUAAAAUAA
Molecule: messenger RNA, 1146 nt
Organism: Ylistrum balloti
Lineage: Eukaryota; Metazoa; Mollusca; Bivalvia; Pectinida; Pectinidae
Exons: 1
Coding region: 1-1146 (381 amino acids)
Source: RefSeq, a predicted model, not a curated record